ACUCAGCCAUUCUUGCUAAGAUGGCUGAGGGGGAGACUUAUCUUUUCCCAGUCCUGGUGGAGGGGAAUUGGGGCGGCAAUUUCUCUAAACGUCUGAAAAACAAGCUCCUAUGUUACUUCCAGAGUCAGAAGAGAUCUGGAGGAGGAGAGUGUAGAAUCCACGUGAAACCCGGCGAAGAGGAGCGGAUAACGGUGUAUUUUGCUAAGGAAGAAGCAAGACAGAGGGUUCUUGGCGUGAACAACCAUGAACUUGAUAUACCAGAAAAAAAGAAACUAAAGCUAACUGUUUCCCUGCCAAGAGAGGCAUCAGCAACUGUCGAGGAAGAGGCCUUGAGAGAACCAAAGCCAAGUCAGGAGCCUGUUCAAGCUAAAGAACCCAAACAGCCAGCCUGUCCAGAAAAUGUGGCAGGAGAGUUGACAGCCCAGGAGGACUUCAGUGUGGUGGUGGAGACAGCUGAGGGGGAGGAAAUCGAGGCGGAAAUUUUGGAGAUGUACUUUGAAAAUAAGAAGCGGUCUGCUGGGGGCCCCAUUACGUCCUGUGUUAAAGACAGCCAACAAUUUAUCAUCACCUUUGAAAAUAAAGCAGAUGCUCAAGAGGUUUUGCAAAGAAAGAAUCACUGUAUAAAUAAAAUUGCCCUUGAUGUCAGAAAGCACGAGCCGGAGAAGGCUCAAGAACAGCCACAGAUGUCAGCUUCUCUAGUUCUUGUUGAGAAUGUGCAAGAGGCCAUAGAGUCGUGCAUGCUAAUUUUGUUGAUAGAAAAUGUCAGUGGCUUAUCGGAAGAGGACAAUGACUUCAGCGUGGAAAUGGUCCCUGAGAAAGAUGCUGCUGUUAUCACUUUCAUCAAACCUACCGACACAGAGCAUUUUAUCGAAGUAUUCAACCAGUUCCAUAGGGUUAAGCAACUGAAAAUUUCUGCACGCCCUCUGGAGGUGACUAAAAGCAUUCUGGUUGAAAACAUUCCAUCUAGUACCUCCAAAGACUUUAUUGUUGUCUAUUUUGAAAGCAAGAAGUCUGGAGGUGGACCGGUAUUGGAUGCCAAGUACCUUCCUGAAGAGAAUUCUGCUGUGAUUACCUUUCAGGAUGGCAAAGAAAUAACUACUAUCUUGGGACGGAAACAUUCUUUUGACAAUGUGGCAGUUCUUGUUUAUCCAUACUAUGAAUCUUUGGGAGCAGCUCUGUAUGGGAAGGACAGACCACCCGUUAAGUUGCCAGAUCCAAGCACAAUGUCCAUAGAUCCCUACCACUGGCAAUUUUUACAGAAGAAUCCAUUGUUACUUCAGGAAAUAAGCCAUGAAAUGGCAGCCUGCUAUUGUGAGAUCAAAUGGCCCACUAGACACUCACCAUGUCCAGAAAUUAUGAUAUGCCCUUUGCGUGCCUUGUUGAAGCAAAAGCGAUCCUUGGCCAAGAACUGGAACAAAGAUGUUUCUACCCAGCUUACACAGAUCCUAUCAAAGCAAAAGGUUGUCAAGUGCAAAGUGGAUGCCGUGGUGUGGGAAGCCAUAAGAAACAAUGCAGUAAAAGAUGACAUUUUCAUUUUACCUGAUAUUCCCAAGGGAAUAGUUGUCUUGGUCGGGGCACCAGAAACUGUAGAUCAUGCAGAGCAAGAAAUCCAGGUGCUCAUAGAAAAUGCUAUUAAAAAGCUUGAAAGAGAGAGGCAAACUAUAGAGGAAACCAUGUCAGUUCCUGCUGGGAAGUAUACUCUUUUAAGUAAUGCUGGAUUUCAUGAUAGGGUAUUGGAGUAUCCAGAUCUGAAGAUUACUUACGAUGCUUCCAAAGAGUGUGUAACACUGCGUGGUGUUGCCACUGAAGUUUUUAAAAUGAAAAGUGAAAUCCUUGAAAGGCUAUCCAGAAUGGACCAGAAGACUGUUGACAUUCAUCCUUAUAUUCUCCUUUUCCUGCAACACGUAGAUAACAAGCAUCUGUCUCAACUCUUAUUCUGGGCCAAAAAAAUUAAUGCCUUCUAUGAGCUCAAGGGGGAGGCGGUUCUGCUGAUGGGAGGAGUUCCUCAGGAUCUUCUAGGAGCUGUGGAAGGAAUGAAGAAAGAUCUGGCCUACAAAUGUAUUCCACUGGAGGACAAUUCGAUCAUCAAAAAGAAAGAAUGGAUGGAACUGACUGACAGUUUGUACAAGGCGUGUAAUUGUUCCAACGAAACCAUUAUCAUUUAUGAAAUGGGGGAUGAAGUAGUCAUUGCAGGUUGUUCCAAAGAGGUGGCCAGUGCCAAUAAGAAGCUCUCCGAUUUUGUCGAUAGCAACACAUACAUACAAAAAGCUGUCAAGACUAAAUUUGCAGCAGUUCCAAUUUAUGUCAAGCAGGAGAAGCGCAACAGUUGGGCUCACAUGGAGAAGCAAGGUGUCAAAAUCCAUUUUGGCACAUGGACAAAUUGCAAACUGAUUUCCCUUGAAGGACCCAGAGGAGAAGUGCUGAAGGGAGUUGAGCUCUUUCAAAAUCUUGUGUCUUCUCUGCAUGCUAUACACACAGUCGUCGAUCGACCGGGUGCCAAAGCAUUCUUCAAAGAACAUGAAUACUUGUAUGUCAGUGGGGCAAAACAAAAAUUUAACUGUUUGAUCAGAAUUCAAGAUGCCGACGAAGACACCAGAGAGGAGGACGAAGGUGGGAAUGGCCCUGAAGAAAAAGGGCAGCUGUGCUGUGAAGUUAAACUAAAAGAUGGCGUUGUAGUUAUGGUUCAUAAGGGAGACCUGACCUGUUUUCCAGCUGAUGUUGUAGUGAACGCAUCAAAUGAAGAUCUGAAGCACAGUGGUGGCCUUGCGGAGGCACUGUUAAAAGCAGCCGGCCCAGAGCUACAAAAAGAGAGUGAUGAGCAAGUGAGGAAACAUGGACGUUUGAAGCCCGGCUGUGCAAUUAUCACAAGUGCUUGGAAGCUGCCAUGUAAACAGGUGAUCCAUGCUGUUGGGCCGAUAUGGAAAAGUUCUGAAACAGAGAAAUGUACACGCCUGUUAAAGAAAGCCGUGAGGGAAAGUUUAUGUCUGGCAGAAGCUUACAAUCAUUGUUCUAUAGCCAUUCCUGCCAUAAGCUCUGGGAUUUUUGGAUUCCCCCUAAAGAAAUGUGCCCAUGCCAUUGUAACAGCUGUCAAGGAAACUUUAGAAGAAUCUUCUGAGAAUGGCUGCCUGAAACAGAUAUACCUUGUGGAUGUUAAAGAAGAAACUGUUCAGGCUUUCUCUGAAGCCUUGAAUGAAGUGUUGGUCAAUGGAUCAUCACCAUCUAAACAGACCUCUGCCUCCAUAAUCGAGAACCCUACCGCCAAGAGUAGGCCAGAACAUCAAGGGUUAACUACUCCUGAAGGCCUGAAAAUCGUUGUACAGAAAAAGGGAAUUGAAGAUGUAACAACAGAUGUUGUUGUCAACAGUGUUGCCCGAGAUCUGCAACUUAAUGGAGGCGCCCUCUCCAGGGCUCUUCUGGCCAGAGCAGGAGGAGAACUCCAGGUGGAAUUAAACAAGCAAAGCCAAGGGAAAGACAUUAAAGAGGGCUGCGUGCUUAUAACCAACGGUCACGCUCUGAACUGCUCUCAUGUGCUGCAUGCCGUGUUACCCGCUUGGGAUCAACAAUCUGGAAAUAAGAUCUUGGGGAACAUUAUUGAAGAAUGUCUGAAUACCACUGAACGACUCUCUCUGAAUUCCAUCACAAUCCCAGCGAUUGGGACCGGUAACUUAGGAUACCCCAAGCAUCUUGUUGCUAAACUGAUGUUUGAUGAGGUGUUCAAAUUCAGUCAGAAAGGAAAUCCAAGGUCCCUUCAAGAAGUUCACUUUGUACUGCAUCCAAGUGACAUGAACACAAUCAAGGCAUUUACAGAUGAAUUAAACAGCAGGCUGUAUCCAGGCCGAACUAAGACUGUACCUGAGAGUUUCCAGCAGCACAAUCAAGCUUCUUCAACAAACGGAGUUCAUAAAAUGCAAAUCGGCCCAAUUUUGUUGCUGGUGGAAUGUGGAGACAUCACUCAAGAAGCCACAGAUGUCAUAGUGAACAUAUCCAAUCAAGCAUUUAACCUUAAUUGUGGUGUUUCCAAAGCAAUUCUGGAUGCAGCUGGACCAGAAAUGGCAACGGAAUGUGCUAAGCUAGCUCCCCAGGCUCAGAACCAGCUCAUAUGCACGAAAGGAGGAAAGCUGAGGUGUAAAAAUGUCAUUCAUCUUGUGACCAGUACUGAUAUCAAAGCACAAGUCUCCAAAGUUCUCAUGGAAUGCGAACAAAAGCAAUUCACCACUGUUGCUUUUCCUGCAAUUGGGACAGGUGAAGCAAAACUUGAUCCCUCUAUGGUGGCUGAUGACAUGAUAGAUGCCAUCAUAGACUUCACAAGUAAAACCUCUGCCCCAGUGGUAAAAGAAAUUAAAAUCAUCAUUUUCCAGCCAGAUCUAUUAAGUGUGUUUCAUGGAAGUAUGCAAAAAAAAGAAGUUACAUAUGGCAAGCCUGGGACACACUCAUCAAAAACCAUUUUAACUAGAGUGGCAGAAUUCUUUACCUUCAGGAAACCUGUAGAAAAAUUAAAACCUGCCAUGUUUUUGGAGAAAGCUGUGGAGCCGGCCAUUUUUCAGAUUUGUGGUGAGAGCCAGAAAAAUGUGGAAGAUGCAGCAUCUUGGAUGAAGGAUCUGAUUUUAAAGGACCAGACUGAAUUCGCUGUCACAGAUGAAUGGAUCUCAAACUUCGGAGAAAGCGAGUUUGAGAAACUGCGGGAGCUCCAAGCGAAGCUGCAUAUUGUCAUUAAACUCGAGCCUGGAGCUCCUGCUCCUUCCCUCCGCGUCCUUGGCUUAACCAGAGAUGUCCUGAAUGCCAGUUCAAGAAUUCAGAAGAUAAUCAAGAGCGUCCGGGAGGGCAGAGAAGAGCAGUCCAAGGCAGAGCUUCUCAGCAGCAUAGUAGAGUGGAGGUAUGAGUACAACGGGGAGUACAAAGCCUUCGACAUGACGACCAGUAUGUACAUAGAAGCUGCAUCACAAGAUUCGAGAGUGCUUGAAAUAACCAUAGAAAAUAAACGCUACAGAGUGGACCCAAGCAAUCUGUGUGCAGUGGAUGACAAGGGGGCAAGCAUUGCUCUUCGGCGUAUCUCAAAAGCAGAAGUCACAGCAUCUCCGGAGCAUUGGGAACCCAUGGGGCAAUCGCGCAUCAAAGUGGUGGAGCUAAAGCCAGACAUGAAGGAAUAUCAGACUGUCAAGAGGCAAUUUUGCCAAGGUUGCAAAUGCACUAUUGAAAAGAUCGAGAGGAUCCAAAAUCCCUACUACUGGCAGGCAUACCAAAUAAAAAAGCAGGAGAUGGAUGCGAAAAAUGGCAGUAGCAUUAAUGAGAAACUUCUUUUUCAUGGAACAUCCAGUGAAUCAUUAAAACUCAUAAAUGACUCUGGGUUCAAUCGGAGUUAUGCUGGAAUGCAUGCUGCUGCAUUUGGAAAUGGAACCUACUUUGCUGUUCAUGCCAGUUAUUCUGCCCAGGAUACCUAUUCAAAACCUGAUGCAAAUGGGACAAAGUACAUGUACCUUGCUAGAGUACUCGUUGGGGAAUAUUGUGCUGGAUCGGCAGGAUUGAUUGUCCCGCCCUCAAAGAAUGCAGCAGAUCCCACAGUUCUGUUUGACAGCGUGACUGAUAAAGUGGCAAAUCCUUCCAUGUUUAUCAUUUUCAAUGAUAUCCAAGCUUAUCCAGAGUAUCUCAUUACUUUUAGGAAAUAAUUCUAUAUCUACUUUCCCCUGAAAUCUCCCAUUUGCACUGAAACAUUUCCCCUGAAAUCUUGUAUAAAUGAAAGUUGGCUUGGACUACUUGGGCAAUAAACUUUCUUCUUUGAAGUUGAAAA
This is a messenger RNA of Elgaria multicarinata webbii, 5785 nucleotides long. Its product is annotated as protein mono-ADP-ribosyltransferase PARP14-like. The coding region runs from base 21 to 5663 and encodes 1880 amino acids. Gene Ontology annotation, cellular component: cytoplasm; nucleus. Gene Ontology annotation, biological process: protein poly-ADP-ribosylation; negative regulation of gene expression. The record is from RefSeq and is a predicted model, not a curated record. The transcript has 18 exons. Lineage: Eukaryota; Metazoa; Chordata; Lepidosauria; Squamata; Anguidae. Gene Ontology annotation, molecular function: NAD+ poly-ADP-ribosyltransferase activity; transcription corepressor activity; NAD+-protein mono-ADP-ribosyltransferase activity.